UAGCGUACCGGAAUAUGCACCUCCUCGUCCUCUUCUUAUUGAUUACCCGUGUAGAACAAGCUAACAACUCAAAGAGUAGCUACCAGUGAACUAGUAGCUACCUACAUGCACCACCUCGUCUUCCUCGUCCUCUUCCUCGUCCUCCUCCCCCAUGAAGCCUUGUCCGCCACCGCCGCUGCUGCCGGCGCCGGCGUCGACGGGUGCAACCGCCGGUGCAACGGCACUGUCGUUCCCUACCCUUUCGGCUUCUCUGCCGAUUGUCCCAUCGUUCUCGCCUGCUACCAGACAACCUCCAUGCCGCUCCUCCCGCGCAGCACCGCGGCCGUGCCGUACCCGAUCAUGUCGUUCAACUCCACCGCCUCCACCUUCGUCGUCACCCUGGCGCCCUCGUGCAACCGCAGCGUCCUCGAGGCCAAGGAGUCGCUCAGCGGCGCCGGCUACGGCGUCUCCUCCCGCACAGGGCUCUUCCUCCGCGGCGGCUGCAGCACGUCGGCGGCGUCCAACUGCACCGUCCCCGGGGACAUCAUUACCAGGAUGCUCCGCACGGCGCAGUGCAGCGGCGUUGGCAACGACACGACCUGGACGUGCGUCGCCUCGGCGCCGCCGGCACCGAACUCCACAGCGGCGGUUCGUGCGAAGGAACUGCUCCAGUUCCUGGACUGGAAGAACGUGCAUGCCGCCGGGUGCGACGACGCGCUGACGGCGGCGCUGUACGUGGACACGCAGCAAGGGGUGCCGUCGCUGGAGUUCGGCGUGGCGGAGCUGGGCUGGUGGCUCAACGGGACGUGCGCCGCCGCGGACGGCCAGUGCGCGCAGAACGCGACGUGCCACGACGUCGAGACGCCGAACGGGGAGCAGGGUCACCGGUGCGUGUGCCGGAGCGGGAUGCACGGCGACGGGUACGUUGCCGGAGAGGGGUGCUACGGUGACCCUGCCUCUAGCCCGAAGCAUGGCAAGCUACCGGCGCUGGCCGCCGGUGUGUGUGCCGCUUUCGUCGCGUUCUUGCUCGCCGUCAGCCUCUCGGCUUGGUUCCUCCUCCGGCGGCUGAAACAGCAGAGAUCCACGCUCAUGAUGAUGAAGACAUCCGAACAAGCACCGAAUGGUGAACGACUUUUCCGCGGUAAACCCGUGGAAGACGACCUCGAGCAAGGGGAGACCGGGCCCCGGCGAUUCUGCUACCACGAGCUCGCCGCCGCCACCGGGAACUUCUCCGAUGACCGGAGACUCGGGAGAGGAGGUUUUGGGUCCGUGUACCGGGGUUUUUUGACCGACACAAACCGCGACGUGGCCGUGAAGAGGGUGUCCGAGACCUCGCGACAGGGCUGGCAGGAGUUCGUCUCCGAGGUGAGGAUCAUCAGCCGGCUCCGGCACCGCAACCUCGUGCAGCUCAUCGGCUGGUGUCAUGGCGGCGACGACGAGCUCCUCCUCGUCUACGAGCUGAUGCACAACGGCAGCCUCGACGCUCACCUGUACAAGCCGGGCAACCCGCUGACGUGGCAGGUCAGGUACGGCAUCGCGCUCGGCGUCGGCGCCGCGCUGCUGUACCUGCACCAGGAGGCGGAGCGGCGCGUGGUGCACCGGGACGUCAAGCCGAGCAACGUCAUGCUUGACGCGUCGUUCAACGCCAAGCUCGGCGACUUUGGGCUCGCGAGGCUCAUCGACGACGGCCGGCGGUCGCACACGACGGGCGGCGCCGGCACGAUGGGGUACAUCGACCCGAACUGCGUGAUCGCCGGGAGGGCGAGCGUCGAGUCCGACGUGUACAGCUUCGGAGUCUUCCUCCUCGAGAUCACCUGCGGCCGGCGACCGGCGGUGCGCGUGCCGGGAGACGUGGACGACUUCGUCCACCUGGCGCAGUGGGUCUGGGACGCGUACGGCGGCGGGAGCGUCCUCGACGCGGCCGACGCUCGGCUGAACGGGGAGUUCGAUGGCCGGGAGAUGGCGUGCACGAUGCUCGUCGGGCUCUGGUGCGCGCACCCCGAUCGCAGCCUGCGGCCAACCAUCAGGCAGGCCGUCAACGUGCUGCGGUUCGAGUCACCGCCGCCGCGCCUGCCCGCGAAGAUGCCAGUUGCGAUGUAUGGGCCGCCGUCUGAUCCGUCUGGCUUCGUAACUUCGUCUGCAGAAGCGACAGCGGGUGGCGGCGGCAGCAACGGUGCUGGCACUGGGGGUUCCAGCACACCAGAGCUGACGGCGUAGUCCAGUUUGAUGGAACGAACGGCAAGCAAUGGAUGCAUCCAUAUGAAAUUUGGGUUUUCAGAAAAAAUUCAGAGCACAGUGUAGGAUUCGAUUUCAUUUUCGAAGUGACAAUCGUUACCUUUUGCCGUCCAAA
Molecule: messenger RNA, 2329 nt
Organism: Phragmites australis (common reed)
Lineage: Eukaryota; Viridiplantae; Streptophyta; Magnoliopsida; Poales; Poaceae
Product: L-type lectin-domain containing receptor kinase IX.1-like
Exons: 2
Coding region: 106-2196 (696 amino acids)
Biological process (GO): protein phosphorylation
Cellular component (GO): plasma membrane
Molecular function (GO): protein kinase activity; ATP binding
Source: RefSeq, a predicted model, not a curated record